CCUCUCGUUAAAAGAGGAAUCGAUCGCUAGGCAAGUAGGAGUGAGUGAAAGAAGCGCAUGCGUAGCACUACUUAACGGCCGUUCAAAGAUUAUCAUUGAUAUCAGUUGGAAGUAACGCGUGCCUUGCGAUGCUUUGGGUAGCCGUAACAUACGUCUACUACGUCCAGUGCCAAACUGCAACCAUCGUCAACUUCGUGUUCCUUUUGGAGUUGGCAUUAGCUGCAUUACCGCCCGGCGCAGAAGAUGAAAUUAUACUGAUUGAGCAUUUACCAGGACGACGCGUCCAUCUUCAAGACUUUUUCUGGACAGCUGCGGAGGACACACCUACGUGGCUAAGUCCCAUUAUCACGCUUUAUAAGACACACACGAUUCAACAUACGACGACAAUUUAUGUAACAGAGGAUUCAAUCCAGCAGCAAAUGGGAGAUAUGCACAAUCACCAAUCUUUGGAAUGUGUUUCUUGCAUUAAACCGACACCCACAUUCAUUGACAACGUUAAUGAAAACGUUAAUAUGCUACUUGAUAACGAUCCUGGACCACGAUAUUGGUUAUUGACGGUAUUGAAAGCAGGAGAAAGCGUUCCGUCAAAAGUUGAGCUUCGACUAGCUAGACUUUACAAAGCAGCUUUUACUAGACAACAGCAAAAACAUUUAGGUCUACUGCCUGAAAUACAUGUGCGUAACAGCUUUUCUAAGCGUGAAACCAUCACGCAGAAUCAAACGACGGGAGAUUUGAAGGCUAGGCGAGCACUCUUGGUGGAACUCGAAAGUCGGAAUGACACGCAUUCUAAACCAGUCUCCAACGUCAAUGUCGGUCUCGUCCAGGUGCGUAUGCAUAACACCUCUCUGAUGGAGACCGGCGCCACGAAGCUCAUCUAUACGGUCCACCUCGGCGGCAAACCUGUGCCAGCAGAAACCGCGGCCAAGGACAUGGCGCUGCUCUCUGCCCAGGAGGUUGCUCUCGAACUUGGUACACCUGUACUCAUCCAGAGUGAACCCUAUCUAAAAGAAUCUCGUCCUCUAGCGCUCUCGAAGAAGCGAGACGCCUUAUUACUGGUCGGGGCGACUUCCCUCGGCGUAUUCCUGUUACUCAUCAUCGUUUUCGGUCUCUUUGUUCUCACCAAACACAAGCACGCUAAGGAUUCCGGUGUUAUACAGCCCAAUCAUAAAAUACUUAUAAAGGACGAGGAAUAUGCUCCAAUGACUUCUGAUGUUGACAAUACCGCCUACAUUGCUGAGACCGAGAGACGUAAUACCGCCAAACAAAAUGUUUGCGAUGCUACCAGAGAAAAUAAUCUAGAAGAACUGAAAAGACGCCAGGAACAUGUUGAAUCCUGGAAUACGGAAAACUACACUGGAAUUUCCAGACCAGAGUACGUAUAUUUUGUGCCCUUGCUCGUAUUUAGGCAUGUACAGCGGGCAAAUAUCGUCAAUGAUUCGCAAAGUCCGGAGUCUAUUGGUUCGACUGGAAUUCAAAUCGAUAAUCUCAAUCCUUUAGAAAAGAGCUUGUUGUCUGAAGAAGUGCUUGAAGAAAGUAUGGGAUCGCCAUACUCUUAUUUGUCCAUGCCUUCGUGUAAACAGUUCCCAAGUAUGAGAAGCGUCGAACCACUCUCCAAGGUCCUCGAAUCCACCAUUAUGAAGAACUUAGAUGUAGAGUUUGAACCUCCUGAAAUACAAGCAAGGGGCUAUAAUCUUGGGAAAGAAAAUGAUUAUGGUUUUUCAAGAACAUUGAGUGCCGGUAAAGAUCCCGGAGUCUUGGGGCCCAUCGUGUGGGAUUUGAAAAGAAAAAGAGCUGUGGAAGGUAUGGGCAAUAUCGCGCCAACGCCAGCAAAGCUGGAAUCUGAGGUCGUGCCUCAAGGGCCUGUGGGACGAGCGCGUAAGCGGCUCAACGAACUUUUCGAGGAUUCCUCCGGUCGGGUUGAAGUACGAGAGACAAAGCAACAAUCGACUUGCGAAAAACAACAACAGUCCGAUGCCAGGUGUUCACUACAAUGGUAUUCCCUUGAUUCGGAAAGUCGUGUAAAGAUCGUAUACAUAAGUAUGAACCGUAUAACUGCAAUUACGAAUUAUUGCAGUGAAGAGGUGGCACCAACAUUCGAGGAAACAUUGCGGUCUCAUAUAUCAGUACCGCGUAACAACAUAUAUAAGCAUAUUCUUGAAUCGGAGUACAUGGGUCCGCACCCUCGGGGAGCUUGGGGUUCUUGCCCCCUAAGUGCCGGACCCUUUCAUAAGCCCACCUUCCCCGAAGUCGAGGUUGUACGAGUACUAGCCGACUCACAGCUGCAAUCUGAAGAUUCUGCAGUAUCAUUUAUCGCUGCCAUUAAAAAGGAGCUUGGAAAAUUUACCUUCGAAAAAUUAUAGUGAAACCUAGCGAAAUUCUCUUACAACUAUAAGUUAGAUCCUAAAUUCAAUGUACUGUAUAAGUUGAAAAGCCUUAUAUUUAUUCAUCAUUAGUAUCACUUAUAAAAUAAUG
Molecule: messenger RNA, 2472 nt
Organism: Ceratosolen solmsi marchali
Lineage: Eukaryota; Metazoa; Arthropoda; Insecta; Hymenoptera; Agaonidae
Exons: 10
Coding region: 129-2360 (743 amino acids)
Source: RefSeq, a predicted model, not a curated record